Gaeumannomyces tritici R3-111a-1 is the source of this 2325-nucleotide messenger RNA. RefSeq lists its product as hypothetical. The transcript has a single exon. The coding region runs from base 113 to 1690 and encodes 525 amino acids. Lineage: Eukaryota; Fungi; Ascomycota; Sordariomycetes; Magnaporthales; Magnaporthaceae. The record is from RefSeq and is a predicted model, not a curated record.
GGUGGUGUCGCUGGGCAUCGCCGCGUUCUUCUGGUUCCAGCGCAGGAUCGAGGCCGCCAGGGUGAAGAAGGCCGCCGGGGGGCAGGGGUCGAGCGGCACGAACCCGCAGUCCAUGUCCUCGUCGCGCGGGGGGCCCGAGGCCUCGACUGCGGCGGCUGCUACUGAUCCCGGGGGCGGCGGUAGCGGUAGCGGUGCUGGUGGUGCCGGCACGCAGACACUGGAGAAGACGGGCGGCGGCGGCAGCGGCGGCAGCGGCGGUUGGCAGUCAACCUUGUCACGGCAGCAGCAGGAGACAUUUGGAACCAGCAGCCCGUUCGCGUCCCCCACGCGCAACCAACCCCCGGGGAUCACGGGCUAUUUCGACCAAGGCAUGGCAGACGGCCAACGUUCCGUCUCGCCACUGUCGCGCUCCUCAACGAUGGCCUACCCGACCGCCCCUUCCCACGGACUCCAGGCGAACGCGCUGGGGCUGUAUGCCGGGAACGAGGCGAGGACGCUUUCGAGCAUGGGGCUGCCCGAGAUAGUGGUGUCUUCGCCAGACGCCAGGAAGCACAAGGUGCUGAUGCUGCAGCAGCCGCCUGUCCGGCGAGAUGCCGCUCAGGCUCAAGCUCCGGGUGUGCAGCAGCAGCAGCAGCAGCAGCAGGACCAGCAGGAAGAGCUUAUACAGCAGCAACUGCAUCAGCAAAUACAACAGCAACUCCAGCCGCAGCCGCAGCCGCAAUCUCAACCAUAUUCGCAGGACCGAGAGCAAGGGUGGCAGCAAGAACAGCGACAUGGAGCGCAAGAAGAGCGACGGACGGCAGGCGUGGCUAUGGGAGCUCCAGAAACAAGCCAGCGAUUCGUCGCGAACGGCCUGAGCAGCGAAGACCUGGCGGCUCCUCGACCGAUCAAGCCGAUUGUCUUCAAUCCACCUCACGGCUGGACGCCCCAUGUCAGCGACCUUGAGGCCGCUACGGCGACACAGGCCAGAACUGGGCUCUCUCCAGAACUAGAAGCGGAGGAGACGUACUCGGAUGGGUAUGGACACGACGUUGGAUACGCUUAUGGAUAUGGAGACGAUGCCGUUUACGAGCACGAGCAGCAGCAGCAGCAGCAGUAUGUGGGAAACGACUUGUAUCUGCACGAACAGUUCGUGGUAGACGGCACGGGCCCGUCCUACGGAUACGAGAACGGUGCUAUUCAGUUCCACGAGCACGAGGGAGACAGUGCAUACCGACAGCAGCAACACUGGCACCACAGCCCGGAGCCGUACGAGCGGGACGAGCUAGACAGUGCACUCGCGCACGACGAAUCCGAGCUGGGAGAGGAGGGUCGGGGGCAGGGGCAGGACGAUAACGACAACGACAACGACAACGGCAAUGGUGACGACAACAGCGACGGCGACGACGACGACGGCCUGAGCUGGGACUGGGCGGCAGGCUCAACGAGCACGUGGCCCCUGCCGCCAAGGCACGGCGGCGGCCACGACGCGGCCGAGGACAGCGACGACCACGACGACCACGACGACGAGGCGUACAGGAGGUCGCUGGGCCUGCCGGAGCAGAUGACGGACGCGGCCUCCCGGGUCCGAGGCGAGGACGACAGCCAGAACGGCGACGACGACGACGGGGACUCGGAGUCCAGGUACUCGUCGGAGACGGGCGGGAGCGAGAGCGUGGGGAUAUGCGAAAUUGCUUACCACAACUUGUAGAUGGAGAGGGCAGUGGGGAGCAAAAAAAAAAAGGCAAGGGUCGAUACGAUACGAACAGAGACUUCUGAUGGUUGGCUGCGGCGUGAUCUGCAAGCCCCCCCCCCGGACCCGUUAUAUCCGCCUGCCUACCUACCCAGGCAAUGCAGGCUGUUCCGUGUGCGUAACGCAUGCAAAUAGCCUGGGGCAGGGCGGGGAGGGGAAAGGCACGCAUGCGCGCGAGCGCGGCGAUAAUAGCCAAAUGGCGGGAAGGGGGCCCUAUCAAGACGUGGCAAGCAGCCUCCCUCCCCCAGCCUGCUUGCUCCAAGGCCGGUGAGGAAGAGGAGGUCAUCGGCACAGCAGCCAGCGCCAAGGCCCGGCGCACUACCACCACCCCUUCACCGGCAGGGCCACUGAUUGGUUGGUGACACCGGGUGGGAAGGGGAGGGAAGACGGCAUUGAGCUUCGCGGCCGACAGGGGGGGAGAGAGGAACGGGAAAAGCGGGCAGGCCACGGCCGGGGCGGGCGGGGGGUGGGCAGCAGCAGGAGCAUGUCGACCCCUGGCGGCGACCGUUGAGGAGGACGGUGUGACGGAGAGAGAGUGUGUGUAGCCGGAGAUCUCAACGAUAGCGAGCAAAGAAUGUGAUGUUGCAAAAAGG